Messenger RNA from Labrus mixtus (cuckoo wrasse), 7168 nucleotides. RefSeq names its product myoferlin (gene myof). The coding region runs from base 142 to 6312 and encodes 2056 amino acids. Gene Ontology annotation, cellular component: membrane. The transcript is spliced from 54 exons. Gene Ontology annotation, biological process: plasma membrane organization. The record is from RefSeq and is a predicted model, not a curated record. Lineage: Eukaryota; Metazoa; Chordata; Actinopteri; Labriformes; Labridae.
ACACAGUCCGCCCUGCCCUGAGAGAGCUGCAGUGAUGGGGCGGUGAGGAUGCCAGUCAGUUGCUUUAAACUUUUAAUAUAACAUUCCUCAACUUUUUUUUUUUUCAUAUAAUAUAACAUUUUGUUUAACCUGUCUGGUGCCAUGUUGCGAGUCGUUGUACAAUCGGCUAAAAAUCUGCCUAAACAUAGAAUUGGAAGUCCGGACCCAAUAGCCUCUGUCACCUUUAAAGAUGAGAAAAAGAAAACAAAAUCAAUUGACAAUGAGGUGAAUCCUGUAUGGAAUGAGGUGCUUGAUUUUGACCUGAAGGGCACAGCGCUGGACUCCAACUCCUUCAUAGACGUGGUUGUGAAAGAUUAUGAGACGAUUGGGAAAAAUAAAUUCCUCGGGUCAACUAAGAUUUCAUUGAGAGACCUUGCCACUGGUCAAGUGAGGUCCUUACCAUCCAAAAAUGUCCCUUUGGUCAACGAGACAGGACAGAACAUCGGGGCUACUAUCGACCUCAUGGUGAGCUAUGAUCCUCCAGCCAAUGCUGCUCUAAACCCCAAUAACCCUCAAUCAGGAGACGCUGCAGUGGAUGCUGGUGGUGGAGGCGAUGAGGGGGACGAGAGUCAACCAGAUGGGGCCCAGAGCAGUGCUACAGGGGCCCCACUCUCCCCGGGACAGUCUGGCAACCUCCAGAAGAGGUUGGCAAGGGCCCACAGCCGCCACCGACUAGUGAAUAAGCCUCAGGACUUCCAGAUUCGUGUCCGGAUCAUUGAGGCCCGUCAGUUGCCUGGCAACAACAUUAAACCAGUGGUGAAGGUCAGUGUGUGUGAAGACACCCACAGGACGAGGAUAAAGAGAGGGAACAACCCUUUCUUUGAUGAGAUGUUCUACUUCAACGUCCACAUGCUGCCAUCAGAUCUGUUUGAUAAGAACAUCAGUUUCCGGAUUUAUAAUUCUUAUUCACUGAGGGCUGACAGUCUCGUGGGAGAAUUCAAGCUGGACAUUGGUUAUGUCUAUGACGAGCCAGCCCAUUGUGUUGUGAGGAAGUGGCUCCUAUUAAAUGACCCAGAUGACUCCAACUCUGGGGCUAAAGGAUACCUCAAAGUCAGCCUCUUCGUGGUGGGGACUGGAGACGAGCCUCCGGUGGAGAGAAGGGAGGCAAAUGAUGAUCAGGAUGACAUAGAGAGUAAUCUGCUGCUGCCGGCUGGUGUGACUCUGCGGUGGGCCACACUGUCACUGAAGGUGUUCAGAGCCGAGGAUGUUCCCCAGAUGGAUGAUGCAUUCAUCCAGACCAUGAAAGAAAUCUUUGGAGGAGAUGAAAACAAGAAGAACCUGGUCGACCCCUUUUUAGAAGCACGCUUUGCUGGCAGAAAGCUUUGCACUCAGGUUAUUGAGAAAAACGCAAAUCCAGAAUGGAACCAAGUGCUGAAUCUUCAAGUAAAGUUCCCCUCCAUGUGUGAGAGAGUCAAACUGACAGUCUUUGAUUGGGAUCGUUUGACAGGAAAUGAUGCCAUUGGCACAACAUACCUGAACCUGGCAAAGAUAGCCUCCUCUGGUGGAGAAAUUGAAGAGGAACAUGCAGGGAUUGGGGAAAUACCAUCAUUUGAAGCGAACACGGGUCAGUCUGAGGUGGGUUUCCUGCCUGUCUUUGGACCCUGCUAUGUCAACCUGUACGGCAGCCCUCGAGAGUUCAGCGGCCUGCCAGACCCCUACGAAGACCUCAACUAUGGCAAGGGGGAGGGAGUGGCGUACAGGGGCAGGAUCCUGGUGGAGCUGUCCACUAAACUAGAGGGCAAAGAAGACAAAUCAGUAGACAGUAUCCACAGUGAUGACAUCCUGGUGGUGCAGAAGUACCAGAGGAGGAGGAAGUACUGCCUGUGUGCCGUCUUCCACAGCGCCUCCAUGAUCCAGGAACCCGGAGAGCCGAUCCAGUUUGAGGUCAGCAUCGGUAACUAUGGCAACAAAUUGGACACCACCUGCAAACCCCUGGCCUCAACCACUCAGUAUAGCUGCGCUGUGUUUGAUGGUAAUCACUACUAUUACCUGCCCUGGGCGGACACAAAGCCUGUGGUUGUGGUUACCUCAUUCUGGGAGGAUAUCAGCCACCGCCUGGAGUCUGUCAACAUCAUCUUGUACAUCUAUCACCGCCUGAAAUCUAACCUUAAGGCCUUUAAAACUGGAGUCCUGGCAAAAAUGUCCGACAAUGAGCUGGUGGAGAUUUGGCUGAAGGUGCUCACUCAGCUGAUUGAAGACUUGGAAAGUUUCCCCAUGCCUGAGCUGGAGGGCCGCUCCAACCUCACAUCCCUGGACGUCCAAAUGAAGAAGCUGCGAGACAGCGGAUUGACAAACAUCAUGGAUGGAGCUCGACGCAUGAGGGAGGAGGCCAGAGAGAUCAGAGACACUCUGGCUGAUCUGGAGUCCUGGACUGAAAAACUGAAAAUGCUGGCUGAGGAGCCCCAAAACAGCAUGCCUGAUGUGAUCAUCUGGAUGUUACGGGGAGAGAAGAGGGUCGCCUACAGUCGUAUCCCCGCUCACCAAGUCCUCUUCUCCACAUACAGCGAGCAGGCCUGUGGUCAGCACUGUGGCCAGAUGCAGACCGUCUUUUUACAGUACCCCAUGGACAAGUCAAAGGGCCUGAAGGUGCCGGUUCAGAUCAGAGUCAACAUGUGGCUCGGUCUGUCUGCUCAUGAGAAGAAGUUCAACUCGUACUCUGAGGGAACCUUUAGUGUGUUCGCUGAAAUGUAUGAGAACCAGGCCCAGGUGUUUGGGAAGUGGGGCACCACAGGACUCGUGGGUCGCCACAAAUUCUCCGACGUCACAGGGAAACUGAAGCUGAAGCAAGAGUACUUCAUGCCCCCCAGAGGAUGGGAGUGGGAAGAAGAGUGGUUCAUUGACCCAGAGAAAGCGUUGUUAACAGAAGCUGAUGCUGGACACACUGAGUUCAUGGACGAGGCGUUCCAAAAUGAGACUCGCUUCCCCGGCAGAGAGUGGAAGGCCGCUUCUGAGCCCUUCACUGAUGUGAAUGGAGAGAAGAGCCGUAACCCCGGAGAGUUUGACUGUCCUCCGGGUUGGGUCUGGGAGGACGAGUGGACUGUGGAUGACAACAGAGCUGUGGAUGAUCAAGGCUGGGAGUAUGGAGUCACCAUACCUCCAGAUGACAAGCCUCGUUCCUGGGUCUCGGCUGAGAAGGUGUACCACGUCCACCGCAGGAGACGGCUGGUUCGACCUCGCAGGAGAGUCGCCGUGCCUGCAGGAGGACCUCAGGCGAGGCAGAUCCUAGGUGACCCUGACGGCUGGGAGUUCUCUUCUCUGAUUGGCUGGAAGUUCCACAGGAAGGAGCGAACAUCCGAUACGUUUCGUCGUAGGCGCUGGAGGAGAAAGAUGGCACCAGAGGACAGGCUUGGAGCAUCAGCCAUCUUCCAACUGGAGGGGGCGUUGCAGGGUGUUGAUACUGAAGACAAAGAGAAAGGCUCCAAAGCAGACGCCACCAAGCUGUUCGGUGCAAACACGCCCACUGUGUCCUGCUCCUUUGAAAAGUCCCAUGUCUACCAUCUCCGUGUCUAUGUCUAUCAGGCAAGAAACCUGUCAUCUAUGGACAAAGAUAGCUUUUCAGAUCCGUAUGCUCACGUCUCCUUCCUCCAUGUCAGUAAGACGACGGAGAAGCUCCAGUCCACGCUGAAUCCAACCUGGGACCAGACUCUGAUCUUCAGUGAUGUGGAGAUCUAUGGAGACCCCCAGAAUGUUGCUCUCCGCCCUCCUGAUGUCGUACUCGAGUUCUACGACCACGACCAAGUGGGGAAGGACGAGUUGCUGGGCCGCAGUGUUUGUGCACCAAUGGUGAAGCUGAAUCCAGGCAGUGACCAGACACCCAAACUGCUGUGGCACCCGAUCAUCCAGAAAGGUGUACAAGCGGGAGAGGCUUUAGUGGCUGCUGAACUCAUCCUCAAAGACAAGACCAACGAGUCAGAUCUUCCCCUGGUUCCCUCAAAGAGAGCCGAGAACCUCUACAUGGUUCCUCAGGGCAUCCGGCCUGUUGUGCAGCUCACUGGUGUGGAGAUCCUAGUAUGGGGCCUGAGGAACAUGAAGCCGUACCAGCUAGCCACAGUGUCGUCACCCAGCCUGGUGGUGGAGUGCGGGGGCCAGAGGGUGGAGUCAGCCGUCAUCAAGAACAUGAAGAAGAGCCCCAACUUCCCCAACUCUGUACUCUUCAUCAAAGUGCUCCUUCCAAAAGAUGAGAUGUACACACCUCCCAUCGUGCUGAAGGUGAUCGACCACCGUCCGUUUGGCAGGAAACCUGUGGUGGGUCAGUGCACGAUCACCACUCUGGAGGACUUCAGGUGUGACCCGUAUGUCAUCACUGCAGAGGGAGCCAUGUCAUCUAAAAUGGCUCUGAUGAUGGCGUCGCCUUCAAAACAUCUCUCCAUUAACAUGGAAGAAUCAAGACCACUGCUAGAUGCUCAGAUUGCAGAGAAGGAAAAGGAGACAGUUGAUUGGUGGAGUAAAUUCUAUGCAUCAAUGGGAGACCAGGAGAAAAGCGGCCCUUACCUCAAAAAAGGAUACGACACCCUGAAAGUGUAUGAAUGUGAGCUGGAGGAUGUCCCAGAAUUCAAAGGGCUGACUGAUUUCUGCAGCACCUUCAAACUGCAGCGAGGCAAGAAUGAAAACGGGGACGAAGACCCCACUAUGGUUGGAGAGUUUAAGGGUUCAUUCAAGGUAUACCCUCUGCCAGACGACCCAGGUGUGGCUCCUCCCCCCAGGCAGUUCAGAGAGCUGCCAGAUAGUGGACCUCAGGAGUGUCUGGUCAGGAUUUAUAUUAUCUGCGCCAGAGACCUGCAGCCGAAAGACAACAAUGGCGGAUGCGAUCCAUACAUAAAGAUUUCCCUGGGAAGGAACAGUAUAGAUGACAGAGACAGUUACCUACCCAACACCACCUGUCCUGUGUUUGGAAGGAUGUUUGAGAUGACGUGUUUCCUGCCCCAGGACAAAGACCUGAAAAUCUCCGUCUAUGACUAUGAUCUCCUGAGUCGCGACGAGAAGGUCGGCGAGACCGUGAUCGACCUGGAAAACCGCUUCCUUUCCAGAUACAACUCCUACUGCGGCCUGCCACAAUCAUACUGCAUCUCUGGUAUUAACCAGUGGCGGGACCAGCUGAAGCCGUCUGAGAUCCUGGAGAACUUGGCCCGUCUAAAGGGCCUGUCCAAACCCAGGACUGAAGACAACGGCACAUCACUCACCUUCAGCGGCACGGAGUACAGGCUGGCUCAGUUUGAGACCAACAUGGAAAUUCAUCAGCACUUGGGCCCGGCUCGGGAACGCCUCUGUCUGCAUGUGCUCAGAAAGCAAGGACUGGUCCCGGAACAUGUGGAGACCAGGACCCUCUACAGCACCUUCCAGCCCACUCUCUCUCAGGGAAGCCUUCAGAUGUGGGUGGACGUUUUCCCCAAAUCCAUCGGCCUCCCUGGAUCUCCGUUUGACAUCACACCACGUAAACCCAAGAAGUAUCUCCUGCGUGCUGUCAUCUGGAACACCACAGACGUGACUUUGGACGAGAAGAGCAUCACAGGAGAAAACAUGAGUGACAUCUAUGUCAAAGGCUGGAUGCCCGGCAUGGAGGAGGACAAGCAGAAGACAGACGUCCACUACAGGUCUCUGGACGGAGACGGAAACUUCAACUGGAGGUUCAUCUAUGACUUUGACUACCUGCCCGCUGAACAACUCUGCCUCAUUUCUAAGAAGGAGCGCUUUUGGAAUCUUGACAAAACAGAGUUCAGAACCCCCCCCAAGCUGAUUGUUCAGAUAUGGGACAACGACAAAUUCUCCCUGGAUGAUUACCUUGGCACACUGGAGCUGGAUUUGCGUAACCUGGUCGCUCCUGCAAAGACCCCCGAGAAGUGUUCUCUGGACAUGAUGGAUUAUCUGGAAAUUGGAGUUCCACAAAAGAUGGAAAACGCCAAGUCUCUGUUUGCUCAGCAGUCGGUCAGAGGAUGGUGGCCCUGUUCUAUUGAGCAGGAUGGAAAGAAGGUCCUGGGGGGCAAAGUGGAGAUGACACUGGAGAUUGUGAGUGAAGCAGAUGCAGAUGAGAGACCUGCAGGAAAAGGCCGUGAUGAUCCCAACAUGAAUCCUAAACUGGACUUUCCCAAACGCCCAGAAACGUCCUUCUUCUGGUUCACCAACCCAUGUAAGACCAUGAAGUUCAUCGUGUGGCGAAGGUUCAGAUGCGUCUUCAUCGGACUCAUCCUCCUCACCAUAGUGAUCCUCUUCCUCGCCAUCCUGUUGUACUCAUUACCGAACUACAUCUCAAUGAAGAUUGUGAAACCUCUCAAGUAACCCUACAAAGGAGGAGCAGAGGGGCUAUAAAGGACUGAGUGGCUGUGGCUCAGUUGGUAGAGUUGUCGCCUCUCAUCCAGAAGGUCAAGGGUUCAAUCCCCAGCUGGGCAACAUGUCCAAUGUGUCCUUGGACAAGACACUUAACCAUGAUGAUUAGUUACUUCUGAUGGAUGAUACUACAUAGUUAUCUCUACCAUCAGUGUGUGACAUGCAGAGUAAAAGCGCUUUAUAAGCUCAAGUACACUUAUCAUUUAAAACUUCUUCAUGAUCACAAGAACUACUGCCAAAAAAAAAGUCUCUAUUUGUUUUUACUGCCUUAAGUGUUUUUAAAAAAGUUAACCUAUUGGGGCGCUGGUGGCGCAGUGGUUAGUGCGCGCACUCCAUGUACGGAGGCUAUGGUCCUAGAAGCAGGCGGCCCGGGUCCAAAUGCGACCUGUGGCCCCUCUCCCGCAUGUCAUUCCCCACUCUGUCUCUCCCUGAUUUCCGGCUCCAUCCUCUGUCUCUCCAUUAAAGGCACAAAAAGCCCAAAAAUAAAUCUUAAAUUUUAUUUAAUAAAAAGUUAACCUAGAAGGGGCCGGGUGCUUGCACAUUUGCACUUCUUCAGCAUGCAACAGUCCUUACAUUUUAAUGUUUGUGUCUUUAUAUAUAUCAGGGUUAUCUUGUAUUUGACUGUACGUUAUUGUAAGCUUUUUCUGAUCUCAUGGCACACGCACUGUAAAUAAGGUGAUACACAACUACUUCUAAUCCAAAGAUGCACUUUGUAUUUCAUUGUAUUUUUUGGUCACAAAAUAAGUCAUGCCUUUUGGUGUGUUACAUUUUCACAGAUCUUUUUAAUUAAAUAUUAUAAAACCAUUCA